CCUCUAUCAUGUGAAGAUACUGGUAGGUCAGGUACCUAGGUAGCUUUCACCGUAUCAUAUAUCUCCAGGGCCAAUCUCUUUAAUUCUCCCCAAGAUCAUAAUAUGAUAAAAUUGAAUGGAAGUGUAUACAAUUGAAUGAAUUACAUGAAGCAGAAAAAUGGAGUAUAAGCGACAACCCGAAAGAAAUGCGACUCAAGUCAAACCGCGUUUAAUUAUUCAUGGCGGCGCCGGGAACAUAACGCCCGAAAAACUUGGUCCGGAGAAAUAUCAGGAAUUCAGACAUGCGCUCCUCACCAUCGUUUCCAAGGCAGACGCCUAUAUCCGCACUCCCCUAUCAUCCAGCGGAAAUGGGCAUUAUCGUCUCCUCUCUUCCGAGCCCAAGUUCCCUUCGGCUCUCGACAUCGCCACGUACGCCGUAACCCUACUCGAGAACCACCUGCUCUUCAACUCGGGCCACGGCGCGGUAUUCACGCGCGACGGCAUCAACGAGCUGGAAGCCUCCGUCAUGGUAUCCCGGGGCUACGCCAAGCGCGGCGUCGGCGUCACCGGCCUGCGCAGGGUCAAGAACCCCAUAUUACUCGCCAAGGCGAUGCUGGAGCACGGCGACGAGGACCUGGGCAAGAAGGCCAAGUCCGGGUUAGCGCAAUCGGGUGUAGCGUUGACAACAGUAACAACAGAAUCCGACGGCCAAGAGGCGCUUGGUCUCGACGUGCCGUCCGCGCAAGGCCACACGCUUGUCCACGGAGAGACGGCGGAAACGUUGGCUAAGAUGUACGGGCUGGAACUAGUUGAUCCGAAGUAUUUCUUCACUCAGCAGCGCUGGGAUGAGCACAUCCGGGCGCUGGAAAAUGAGAAAGUCGGAAAGGGUCUGGCGACUUGGAGUGCGGAGGAAUAUCUACCCCAGGGUACGUGCGGCGCGGUCGCCUUGGAUGCGGAUGGCGUGGUAUGCGCAGCUACUAGCACGGGAGGUCUCACGAAUAAACUUACCGGGCGCAUUGGCGACACACCCGUCGUCGGCGCCGGCUUCUGGGCGGAAGAAUGGGAAGAGGAGAGGGGAGCAAGUCAGGCAAAUCCCGGAUGGGUCUCGAAUGCCUCGCCGGGUCCGCUUAUAGAAUUGUCGGCAAACUUACGCAGCUUAGUCGCCGACUGUCUACCGACUCCUUUCAUAUAUUCUCCCGUUGCCCAAACGAAUACUAACGGGAGUUCCAAUCGCUUGCGAACAACACGGUCUAUUGCGCUGUCAGGUACCGGAAACGGCGACUCUUUCCUACGGGUAGCCGCUACCAGAACGGUCGGUUCGAUUGCGCGAUGGGCUCAGGUACCGGCGUCGAAUGCCUUAUGUCGUGUUGCCGGAAGAGGUGGAGAGCUGGAGAAGAGCGCUGGAGAUCGUUGGGGUCGAACGGGAGAGGGAGAGGGCGGUAUGAUCGGUAUAGAGAGCGUGGUCUCGCGUGACGAGUCUGGUCGAAUAGUCGCCGCCUCUGCCGGUAUAUUGCAGGAUCAUAAUUGCGGUGGGAUGUUUCGGGCGUGGAUUGACGAUGACGGAAAAGCUGUGAUGAGGAUAUUCCACCCCGAUAAAGCAGAUAAGUCUAUAGUCGAGAUGGUCGUGGUGGGAGAGGGGGUAACCGAGGAUGUUUGGAGGUGGAAUGCCGAGAAAGUGUAAGAAAUCAAAUUGCUAGAAUCGUUAGACUAGAUCGUUUAGAUAGAAACAUACCAGCACGAGGAAUAUUGAUACGGGAAAUCUAGGGAA
Messenger RNA from Daldinia caldariorum, 1747 nucleotides. RefSeq names its product N-terminal nucleophile aminohydrolase. The record is from RefSeq and is a predicted model, not a curated record. Gene Ontology annotation, molecular function: hydrolase activity. NCBI's taxonomy places the organism in Eukaryota, Fungi, Ascomycota, Sordariomycetes, Xylariales, Hypoxylaceae. Bases 158 to 1660 code for a protein of 500 amino acids. The transcript has 2 exons.